GGCCCGCGGGAAGUGGCGUCCGGCCGCAUCCGGGAGUGCGGAUCUGCCGGAGCGUGUUCCGUGCCCGGUGCGGCGCUUGCGGUGCGGCCAUGGCGGACUCCACGCAGAACGGGCCCAUGGCAGGCGGGGCCGGCGGCGGGGCCGUGCAAUUUCUGAUGGCUAACAAGUUGGAUACAGCAAUGUGGAUUUCCCGCUUGUUCACGGUUUACUGCUCAGCUUUAUUUGUCCUGCCUCUUCUAGGGUUGCACGAAGCAGCAAGCUUUUACCAGCGUGCCUUGCUGGCAAAUGCUCUCACCAGUGCCCUCCGACUACACCAAAGGCUACCGCACUUCCAGCUGAGCAGGGCUUUUCUGGCUCAGGCUUUGCUGGAGGACAGCUGCCAUUACCUGUUGUACUCCCUUAUCUUUGUGAAUUCCUACCCUGUUACGAUGAGUAUUUUUCCAGUUCUGCUGUUCUCUUUGCUUCAUGCUGCCACAUACACAAAGAAGGUUCUUGAUGCACGAAGUUCAAAUAGUUUGCCCUUUUUGAGAAAUCUGUUAGAGAAACUGAGUGCUAAUCAACAGAAUAUUCUAAAAUUCAUUGCUUGCAAUGAAAUUUUCCUGAUGCCAGCUACAGUUUUUAUGCUCUUCAGUGGACAAGGGAGUCUGCUGCAGCCAUUCAUCUACUACAGGUUUCUUACAUUACGCUACUCCUCUCGGCGAAAUCCGUACUGUCGGACUCUCUUCACCGAGCUCAGGAUUGUUGUUGAACACUUAAUAACGAAGCCCUCGUGCCCUGUUUUUGUAAGAAGACUAUGCCUCAGUGGCAUUUCCUUUAUAAGCAGAUUGGCACCAACUGUUGCAUAGCCAAAUUCAGGCACUCGUGUUUUGUGAACAUUAUGAGCAGCUGGCACUUCUGCUGAUGAUUGGAAAUUCCUGGUUUUACACUGAUUUCACUCCAGGCUGUAUAAAAAUACAUAAAUGCUUUUCUUGGAGAUAAUAUGAAAUUUAGCAUAUCAAAAACAAAUAAUAGAAACUUAAAUUAACCGUGCUGUAUUGUUAAAUGAUGAAAAAAAUUAGCUGCAUCCUACCUAAAGAUGCCCUAUCAUACGAGUUUGUUGUUUUGUUUUGUUUUUUUAAAUCAAGGAUUGUUUGAGAUUGAUUGAAAAUUAUUAUAAGAGAUCUGUGCUCUCUAGGUUUAUGUUAGUUGGAACUAUAGCUACUUUAGGAUGUCUCCAGUGGAUAGCAGUUGAUACAUAUACCUAUGCAGUACACUUUGGACAGUAUUCUUCUGCUUACUAAAUGUAUCUGUAGAACUAUUUUGUCCAAUUUGCUAGAUUCAGUGUGGAAAUAUGGCUCACUUUGAAGUUAACACAAGGGAUUAAAAUCUAUCCAGCUGACAGAGAUAACACUCCUUUGUGAAGGAGAGGCUAUUUUUAUUCAUAAUACUUUAAAAGAACUCUCCCAUGUUUCUACCUUGUGACAUGAUCUUACGUUAUGCGGUUGGAAGAAAUACUAAGACUGUUUUCUUGUCAUAACAAGUUGUUUUACCAAGCCAAACUGCUGACCUGUAGGAUUUUAAGACUAAGAUGCAAUGCUUAAACUUUUAACCAUGUCUCAAAUGAACUAAUCAAUGUUCAUGAAGUAACAUUUGCAGUCAUUGCAGAUUUGAUCGUGUGUCCACACAUAUGUGAGACUGCAGUAAUUGAAGCAUGUUAGCAUUUUAGAAAAUUAAUCUGUAGGUACCUCUGUAUAAAUUGUUAUUCCAGUUUCUGAGACCCUCAUUGUGAUGAGAAAUUUGCAUAAGGAAUUGCACCUGUUUAGGCAGCUUCUGAAACAAAUGGGUGUAGGAUUUCUUGGCAUAAAUCCAUCUGAUGACUGAUCUGAAGCCAGUGUCAUGACUACAGAAAUGAAUAUUAAAUCAAGUGCAUAAAUUAAUAACACUGGUUAUGCAUUCACCCAGCAGCUGAAGGGUAGGUCAUGGAAAAAUAAUACUGUGUGAACACAACUUCUUGCCAGAAAUUCAAGGCAAAAUAUUUGCCGAAUUUUCUGUAGUUAGUGUUAGUAUUCUAAUUGCAUAAAGAGCUUUCAUUGGCCUUUUGUAAAAUUCUGUAGCACUCAAAUAUUCUUCCACAGUCAGAGAAACUUUAUGAGAAAACAGUUUCAAAAGCAGUCUUGAAGCAAAGUAUUUUGCUGUGACUAUUGAGUUUGUGAUAUGGAUAUCAUUCCAACUUUCCAGUUGUGUUAGUUUUUAGAUCAGAGCUAUGUAUUUAUGAACUUACUUCGUUUUUUUUGCUCAACCUCUUGGUACUGAUGAACCAUUUGGUAAUUGAAUAUGAUAUUCUUUGACUACUUGUCUUGCUCUCUGAAUGUGAUUAGCUGUUUAUAGAAUACUUGCACACUGCAGAAGCAACUGCAUGCAGUUAAUGCUCUACAGCUGCUAAAGACUUGCAAUGAGAUUGAUUAUGUGUAUAUCCUGUAAUUUGAGGAUUUGAUAAAAACUAAAAUUUCUACUGCAAUAAAAGGAGUGUUAAAUGUAA
Molecule: messenger RNA, 2518 nt
Organism: Melospiza georgiana
Lineage: Eukaryota; Metazoa; Chordata; Aves; Passeriformes; Passerellidae
Gene: TMEM33
Product: transmembrane protein 33
Exons: 8
Coding region: 90-845 (251 amino acids)
Biological process (GO): endoplasmic reticulum tubular network organization; membrane organization
Cellular component (GO): membrane; endoplasmic reticulum
Source: RefSeq, a predicted model, not a curated record